ACGGUAAACAGUAAUUUUAUAUGCGAUUUAGUCCGAUGUGUUAUCAUUUCAACUUCGAUCGAAAGGACCGAAUGCAUGCAUGGUCAAAGCUGUCGAGAUGAAAUUCGUUUUGCUUUUUGCUCUCUUGGCUUAUACUAAGUUUUCCUUGGGUAAUACAACCGGUGCUGGUCAGUCACAGUGUGCAACACCGUGUAAUCCCGUCAACAUCAAUGUGUACGGUAAAGAAGGCAUGAAGUGCGAGGAGGGAGAGAAGGGAGAGAAGGGCGAGAAGGGCGAGAAGGGCGAGAAAGGAGAAUUAGGAACAAAUCAGUGUAAAUGCCAUUUACAGGAUCCAAAAAAACCUUCUGCCCACAUUGAAGCUGUCAAUAAGAGAGCCAUUGUGACUUACCAAGCCAACACAGUGAUAAAGGACUGGUCUGUCAGUGCCCCUCACAGCCACCUGGCAGGCGGCAUGAAGUACCAUGACGGAAAGUUGACUGUGCCCACCCCUGGACGGUACUACGUAUACACACAACUUUACUAUCACUCCGUCGGGAGAGUCCAUGUUCGUGUGAACAACAAAGGCGUUACCAUGAUACAACCACUGAAUUCAGUAACCGGCGGAGGUGCUCUGUACGCUGGAGGGGUGUUUAACCUUAAGGCUGGUGACGCCAUCUUGUUGGCUGUGAGUGCUUCCAUCAAACUAUUCAUGGGUACUGAUCACAGCUAUUUUGGGGCGUUUUUGAUAUGAGUUUCAUUCAUAGAGAGAUCGGUGUAGUGCCAAACUAAGCUACGCCAUUCAUCGAUAAGUUUUUGUUAGUUCGAGUUACCUUGAUUACUUUGCUCUCAAAAUAGUCUCAGUUGUUAUAGAUGGCUGUAAUUUUUCAUCAAAAUAAACACAUCAAUAAAUGAA
Messenger RNA from Orbicella faveolata, 892 nucleotides. Its product is annotated as tumor necrosis factor-like. The record is from RefSeq and is a predicted model, not a curated record. NCBI's taxonomy places the organism in Eukaryota, Metazoa, Cnidaria, Anthozoa, Scleractinia, Merulinidae.